AACGUCACUCAGGGCUGUUGGUUGAAGCGCAUAUGGCUGAGCAGUAGGAAGCCACGUUGACACAGAGAGAGGUUGUGUUUUUGUUCUGAUUUAAACCGGGGUUUUGAUUCUGCUGGAAAGGUCUGCUGAAGUAAACAGUAUGAGUGUAGGGUUCAUUGGAGCCGGCCAGUUGGCCCAUGCCUUAGUAAAGGGCUUCACUGCUGCAGGUGUAAUUGCAGCUCACAGGAUCACUGCCAGUUCCCCAGAUACAGAUCUGCCAACAGUGGCUGGACUCAGGAAAAUGGGAGUGAACCUCACAACCAGCAACAAGGAAGCCACACAUAAGAGUGACGUCCUCUUUCUGGCCGUCAAGCCUCACAUUAUCCCUUUCGUUUUGGAUGAAAUCGGACCCGAUAUUGAAGACCGGCACCUCAUUGUUUCCUGUGCUGCUGGAGUCACGAUUAGCUCCAUUGAGAAGAAACUGCUCCAGUAUCGUACUGCCCCGAAGGUAAUGCGCUGCAUGACUAACACUCCAGUGGUGGUCCGCGAGGGGGCCACGGUAUACGCCACAGGCACCCACGCCGAGGUGGAGGACGGGAAGCUGCUGGAGCAGCUGAUGGCCAGUGUGGGAUUCUGCACAGAGGUGGAGGAGGACCUGAUCGACGCGGUUACCGGACUCAGUGGCAGCGGGCCAGCUUAUGCUUUCACAGCUCUGGAUGCUCUUGCUGAUGGCGGGGUAAAGAUGGGUCUACCAAGGAGGCUGGCUGUGAGGCUGGGGGCACAGGCUCUACUGGGUGCUGCUAAAAUGCUGCUUGACUCAGAGCAGCAUCCAGGCCAGCUGAAGGAUCAGGUGUGUUCACCAGGGGGCGCCACCAUCCACGCCCUGCACUUCUUGGAGAGCGGUGGCUUCCGGAGCCUUCUCAUCAACGCUGUGGAGGCUUCAUGUAUCAGGACCAAAGAGCUGCAGUCUCUUGCUGACCAAGAGGAGAUUUCUCCAGCUGCCAUCAAGAAAACCACACUGGACAAAGUGCUGCAGCAACCUGGCAUCUCUGAAACGUCAGUGGGAACCAGAAACAGAGUCAACCUUUUUAAUAACAAGAGUGGGGUUAAGAAAGUCUGAAAAAAAAACAAAAAAACAUUCUCCACGAAAACACACACACACACUUAAACGCACUCAAACUCACUUCAUAUUCCUUCAUAAGCUCCUUCAGGCGCCUACAGAUGUUACCCAGCUAUUCUGACAAAUUUUGGACAGAGUAGUUGGAUGAUAUCCGUCCAGACACACACACGCACACACACGUAUAUAUGUACAGACUGAGAUGAACAGAAGUGCAUUUCUAGCAUGCUGUCUGUCACCUAGUGCCUCCUUGCAGUGGCAGACAAUGCACUCCCCGGGGAGCAGCGUUGGGAGUUAGCAGACAGCAGAUGCUCCACGUGAUGUUAUAGAUGUCCUGUCUUUAAGAAAAAGCUCAACUGCAAAGCCAGUGGAAAAAAAACUCAUGGUUGAUGUUUGUCGGAAUAUACAUGUCAAUUUCAGGCCCAAUACAUAAGUACAACUGUAUUGCUUUGUAUGGAAAAAGGUCAAUGGCUCUAUGGUCAUUAUAGAACUGUGCAAAAGUCAAAAUCCACCCUUCAUUUUAUUCUCUCUUUUUUUUUUAAUUUAACCCAGGUUUCACUCACUUCUGUGUUAUUUUUAGUUUCCACUCAGUAGCUUGAACUACACCAAUAACAAAAUACCUUGAGUGUUGGUAGGAUGAAGGCUAACAUGUGCUUCUUUUUAAAUCACAUGGAGCAAAGCAGUUGGAGCUGUUUAAACUGCUACUAAUGCAGGCUUUGAACAGCUCAACACGCUUGGAGGAGAACACUAAAGGCUGGUUCAUACUUCUGUGUUGAGUCAAAGCAUUAUCUAUGGCAUAGCCUGCCCAAGUGCCCUACGCCGCUGUGCUCAUUUAUACAGGUGCGUUUUUGUGUUUAAACCCUGUGGGCGGGAACACAAGGUUUGGCGGACCAAUCACUUUGUUGCGUGACGUGUAAUUACAUUUCUGUGGAGGUGUGCAUCAGGCUACGUGGAAGUAUAAACUGGCCUUAACAUACUGCUCUAAGCAGACAAGGUUUUGUGUGUACUGCCAUUCAAAAUUGUGUCAAAGCGCAUUUCGUAAUGCAAUUUCACGAAUGCUGCACGGCCUAUAAUAACACCAAUAGUGACAGAGGCACAUGACCGAAGAUGCCAGAGAGGUGGGUCAUGCGCUAAACCCUACAUAACCCUAACCGCUACACUUUCCACAAUACCAUGCAAAUCCAACAGCUUACAGUUUACGGUUUCUAUGUGGCACAUGCCUCUUGUAAAGAUUCUGUACUUUCCCCAAUAAUAAAUACUGUGUAUUCAACAUGCAACUGUGUGCACUGAACUGCGACCCCCUUACUGUGACGGUUUGAUUAUUUCAAAUCUCUAAUCUCAUCACAAAUUAAUAUUUUGAUGUAAUUUACUGUCAAAAUAGCCACACAUGAUUGAUGGUCUCUGACUUUUGCAUAGUACUGUAGAUCAUUGUUGUCAUGUGAAAACCUUGUAACCACUUUUUAAUGUAUUUUUCUUGCAGAACUUUUCUUUACACUGUGUUUCAUCAUGAAUGGAAUAAUAAUGGUCCAAAAUUGUUUUGGAUAUACAAGGUUUUGUUUACACCCAGCAACAAUAUUUGCUGCAAAAUAAUUCAUUGCGUUUUCUCUUUCUAGAGAAUUUCUAAGAAAUCUCUUAAGAUCUUCUUUCUGAGAGUGAAUGUGCAACUCUGUUUGGUUCUGAUCCUUGUUACUUUUUUGCUGAUCUCGUUUGUUCAUGUUCUUCUUUUUUAAAUAAGCCCUUUAUAACAAAGAUGUGAACUCAGAGUGCAGUAUUGAACACAUACUUGAGAUGCGUUGUACGCUUUAAGUGUAAAAUUUAGAAAAGGUAUGUACGUUUAAUUUUGAGUAUAAAUGGGGAAAAAAAUUGACAGUCAGCCAACCAAAGUGUAUGUUUUAUAAUCUGCUUGCAAGACGUUUCUUUGUGCUGAAAUUAAUGAAGAAUGAAUGAACCUCUGUUACCUGCUUUAUGAUCACCUGGGCAUUUGUUACAGCAGCAUUAAACCUCUAUUAAAGGUGCUAAUCAUGAAUUGAGAA
Astyanax mexicanus (Mexican tetra) is the source of this 3129-nucleotide messenger RNA. It is a transcript of the gene pycr1b, whose product is annotated as pyrroline-5-carboxylate reductase 1b. The record is from RefSeq and is a predicted model, not a curated record. The transcript is spliced from 8 exons. Bases 140 to 1099 code for a protein of 319 amino acids. NCBI's taxonomy places the organism in Eukaryota, Metazoa, Chordata, Actinopteri, Characiformes, Acestrorhamphidae. Gene Ontology annotation, molecular function: pyrroline-5-carboxylate reductase activity. Gene Ontology annotation, biological process: L-proline biosynthetic process.